AUGGAAAAGAGAUCUGAUCCUAUUUUUUUUUUUUCUUUCUUCCUUUUCUGCUGUUCUUCUUCUCUUAGUGAUUGUCGUGGAGAUUUGCCAAAAAAAAAAAAAAAAAAAAAAGAGAAUAAAAAAUUGAAAGUAAAGAAAGCAAACGAAUCGCACGAAAAAUUUUCAACGAAAAGAGAGCUCUUAGCUUUGAACAGUAUCGCAAACACCCAAACCAUAUCAAUAAACAUGUCAGGAAGAUUCCCACCACAAGGAGCUAAAGAAGAGCCAUCAACUUUUGAACAAAUUAAAAAGUCUCCAGCUUUUAUCGUUGGUACCCAAGCUGUCUUAUUUGGACUCGGUGUUUUGUUCAUUCAAUCUCCAUUGAUGGAUAUGUUGGUCCCACAAUUAUAA
Candida tropicalis MYA-3404 is the source of this 390-nucleotide messenger RNA. It is a transcript of the gene TOM6, whose product is annotated as Tom6p. Bases 1 to 390 code for a protein of 129 amino acids. The record is from RefSeq and is a predicted model, not a curated record. NCBI's taxonomy places the organism in Eukaryota, Fungi, Ascomycota, Pichiomycetes, Serinales, Debaryomycetaceae. The transcript has a single exon. Gene Ontology annotation, biological process: protein import into mitochondrial matrix. Gene Ontology annotation, cellular component: mitochondrial outer membrane translocase complex.